Messenger RNA from Aspergillus ochraceoroseus IBT 24754, 1404 nucleotides. RefSeq lists its product as uncharacterized. The coding region runs from base 389 to 1312 and encodes 307 amino acids. Lineage: Eukaryota; Fungi; Ascomycota; Eurotiomycetes; Eurotiales; Aspergillaceae. The transcript is spliced from 4 exons. The record is from RefSeq and is a predicted model, not a curated record.
GUGGGAACUGACAAGACGUCGAAGAUUGAGAGAAUGUGGGUGUCACUGGUGUCCCUAUUCAAACCCUUAUGUACUGGAUGGCUUUGCCCCCUUCUCCUUUUCCAGAAACUUUCUUAUUCUCUUUGUAAAAUCUCAAGGGCCAGACAGACAUACGACCUAUUCUUAUAAUCCUCAAUGAUUCGGUUCUUGGACAGGAACCUCCGUUCUGUUAUCCUGAGCAUGCGCAAUGAUGGACCCGGAGCACCGGCAACACUUGGAGAAUAAGUAUUGGGAGAAUACGCUGAUCAUCGUAGCUGCUGUGGGAGCUGCAGUGGCUACUCUGUCCUAUGCCCUAAGGCUCUUUGCACGAUAUAUUUCGUCUAGUCGUCUCAGACUCGACGAUGCGUUGAUGGGCAUUGGGUUGGUUCUCUCCUACUGCGCCACGGCUUUUGUUAUCUACACUGCCGUUAAUGGCGUUGGGAUCUCGGGCAAAAAUCUGCCAGCGCUGGAGCUUCAACGCCUUCAGUUUGGCUCGUGGAUGAUCCAGAAAUUCUGGGCGCCUUCCAUGGCGUUCGUGAAGACCUCCAUCAUCGUUUUCCUGCAGCGUAUCCUCGGCACCCUUCCGACCUUUCGUGUGAUAUCAAAUUGGCUGAUCGUCUUCAUCACCUUAUGGGCCGUCGCGGCGCUGCUCGUGAACAUCUUCCAGUGCAACCCCGUUCAAUUUUAUUACGAUAAAUCACUGCAUGGCCACUGUAUGAAGGGGCAGACGGUCUUCUUCAUCACGAUGGGCUCGAUUGCAUUGGUGGAAGAUGUCGUAAUCCUCGCGCUGCCGGUCCCGGUCAUUUGGGGACUGCAAAUUGCUGUGCGCCAGAAAAUCGCCGUGACGCUUGUCUUUUCGCUUGGUGGACUGGUGUGCAUCUUCAGUCUGAUGCGUCUGAUUGAAUUCCGAAAUUUCAUCCUCACAGAUCUCGCAUCAUCUAGUGCCAAAGAAUCCAUCUGGACCAUCCUCGAGCUAGAUGUGGCCAUUAUCUGCGGUUGUCUCCCGAUCAUGAAACCCCUUAUUCAGGGCUUACUGGGGAAGGUCAAAAGCAGUGCUUCCAGAGGUCGCUCCCACCCUUCCUCCGCCACCAAGCUCUACUUCCAAUCAACCACCCCUCAAAGUGAUGGAUUCCUGAAAAUGGCGGACGGAAUUGAGGGGAGCAAAACGACUGAGGUGCGUGCGGGUUCUAGUCAGGGUUCAGAGAUCGAAUUGCAGGGCAUUGCGGUGCAUACCGUUAUUGAACAGGAUGUCGAGCAACAACCGCAGAUCACGACCACGCAGGGUUGGCCGUGAUGAUAUUCUGUUUUAUUUCUUCCCCAGGAUAUCCUAGAAUCUCGGUUCACUAUACAGAUAAUAAAGAAAUGAAAUGAGAGUGUGUAGUGAAU